Molecule: messenger RNA, 1924 nt
Organism: Uranotaenia lowii
Lineage: Eukaryota; Metazoa; Arthropoda; Insecta; Diptera; Culicidae
Gene: Tango14
Product: dehydrodolichyl diphosphate synthase complex subunit nus1
Exons: 2
Coding region: 558-1406 (282 amino acids)
Cellular component (GO): dehydrodolichyl diphosphate synthase complex; endoplasmic reticulum membrane
Molecular function (GO): ditrans,polycis-polyprenyl diphosphate synthase [(2E,6E)-farnesyl diphosphate specific] activity
Source: RefSeq, a predicted model, not a curated record
CGGAUGUUGUUUACUUCCCGUGGGAAGUAACAUCCGGAAGUUUCCUUUGACCGGGAAUGUCAAAACUUUCCACCGCUCUGUAAUUGCAAUGCAAUGUACCGGAACAGCAACAUCCGGGUACAACAAAUUUUAAUCAUCCUUUAAUUCCCUGAAAAUCAGCUACCCUCGAAAAAAAGGAUAAAUUCGAGUUCGGCUGCCGAACUUAGUAUUGAGUAUGCCUAUCAGAACUUAGUUUUGCUGUUGCCCAGUCAAACUCAAAGUUGAGGGAAGCCACCGAAGUGCAGUUUUGAACCAAAACUACUUAAUUUUGAGUUUAAAUAAAAGAGCGUGCAGGAGGCAGCAGCAAAAACAUCAAAAGAAAAUCCUCGUCACGGGCUCACAGGUCAAAAGAAAAACGGGUUUGCGAUCAUCGUGUACUUGUGGACUGAAUUCCGGUUUUUUCCAAGCCACCGGAAGGUUAAGUGAACGAUGUUUUGUUCCAGUAUCGACAGUUAAGCUGAACCGGAAACAAGAGAGCGUCAUUUGCGUCGGUAGGUGCUAUAGGCUUCCCGGGAAGAAUGCUUAUCAAAUUUGGAGAAACGCCACAACGGGAUCUGACGCCGGCACGGAUCGUUUUGCUGCUAGUUCACUUGAUCUACGGCCUAGUGGAAUGGGCUCUUGAAAAUGCCGACAGAUUGCGGAAAGGGAUUACCAAUCUUCUAGGCAAAGAUCGAGAGCAGGAAAUAGCGAAACAGCCCGAGGAGCGACAACUCGAACUGCAGAGCAGUUUGAUUGAAUAUGGAAUUCGGCAGCUCACCAAGGUACCCUCGCAUCUGGUGGUGAUUCUCGGAUCGGAAGAACCUGCCGAUGCCCAGCAGCUGGUGAAAUUCAUCUUCUGGGGUAUGGCCGCCGGAGUGGGCCACGUUAGCUUCUACGAUCAUAGAGGAAUCCUGAAGCGUAACCACCACGAAAUGCUGAGCUACGUGAGCCGCCGGCCUCGCACCGAUAGCGAUCAGAUCGUUUGGACUCCGCAGCUGAAAACCGCGGGCGGAUUACUUCCCCCGCGUAACGGAUACCGGCGACGGAUCGUGGUCAGCUUCUUUUGCCCAGAGGAUGGCAAAGGGCAGCUGGCGACGACGGCCUCAAACAUCAGCAAAUCGCUUGUGACCGGGGAGCUACGGACUGCCGACCAGAUCACCAUCGAACUGGUGGAUCGAAAGCUUCAGGAACGCUUCCACCAUAUCCCGGACCCGGACCUAGCACUGUACUAUGGGACGCUGUGCACCACCUAUGGGCUGCUUCCUUGGCACAUCAGGCUAACCGAGUUCAUACCUAUGGAAGCACCUAGUUUAGCGGAAACACGCCCCACUCACUUCCUAAACAGUCUACAUCGGUACGCUCGGGUUCAGCAGCGGUUUGGGAAAUGAUAGACUCAAAAAAGGCAGAAACCCGCGAAUAGUAAAUAUCCAUAGGAAGCUUAGCAAAGAAACCCAAAAGACACAACUCUCGUCGUUCAUACUAGAUGGAAGCAACUUGUACCACAUACAUUUGCCAUGUAAAUAUUUUUUUCUAGGACGACUGUAACUUGUUAAGGAUAAGUGACCAUUCAAAGAACCUACACAUAGGAACCCGUACGAAUAGGAAGUAAUUAUCUAUUGAUGGUCGUCGACUAGAAACCUUAAAUGUGUUGGAUAGCUAACAGUUAUCCUACUGGUUGUACCCUACUUAAAAUAGGGGUAUUAAAAAAUUCAAAUGUUUCAGCAACAGCAUUUAGGUUAUCGUAUAACAAGUGAAAGUUGGUGUUCCUCCCGGACAUUCAAUUGGUAGGCAUUUUUAUGCGUUUUCGUCCCCACACACACACUUCUCGCCCAUGUUAUUAUUGUGUAUGAAUUCAUUACUGUGAGAAAUCAAUCGUGUAUAGGUAAUAAAACUAAUGUGUACUGAA